This is a messenger RNA of Myxocyprinus asiaticus (Chinese sucker), 3775 nucleotides long. It is a transcript of the gene chtf8, whose product is annotated as CTF8, chromosome transmission fidelity factor 8 homolog (S. cerevisiae). Gene Ontology annotation, biological process: mitotic sister chromatid cohesion. NCBI's taxonomy places the organism in Eukaryota, Metazoa, Chordata, Actinopteri, Cypriniformes, Catostomidae. The coding region runs from base 195 to 569 and encodes 124 amino acids. The transcript is spliced from 3 exons. Gene Ontology annotation, cellular component: Ctf18 RFC-like complex. The record is from RefSeq and is a predicted model, not a curated record.
CGGUGCUUUGAGCGUGUAAGAACGUGAUUCUAGGUAGCGGGAAACUUGUGUCAGUAGAAGAUCAUAAACAGCUACUGGUGGAACAUUAGCUGUCUAAAAAGUCAGUGACUACUGACAUCUCUAUAUAUUCGCGUAGAUAAUCAAGUGCGGAAUUUUGGGGGGAAUAUUUGAAUUCUGGUCAGAAUCCGUUAAAAAUGGUUCAGAUAGUCAUAUCAAGUAAUGCUGGCAAGGGUCCAUCUGAAUGGCUGCUGGAAGAGCUUCAGGGAGAAAUGGUGUGCAGACAGAAUACAGGACUGGCUGGACAUCUGAUGGGAGACCUCCACUACACAAAAGAGGGUGUUCCAGUCCUUAUAGUUGGACAUCACAUGCUUUAUGGCAAGCAGGUAAAACUGGAGAAGCCCUUUGCUGUUCUGAUGAAGCACUCGGGACUCCCUCAGAAUGCAGAGGAAUCUCUGGAAACCAACCAAGAGAAACCAACUUCUUACACGGUCUCUGCCCUCAUUAAAAAGAAGCUCUUCUUUAAAAACCGACCCAAACCCAUCAUCACUAGUGUGCCGAAGAAAAUGUAGCCAAUUUCACAAAAUAACAGACUGGCACAGACAUUCAGAAGCCAUUCUUCUGUAAUCAUUUCUACUGCGGAUUCAAGUCAUCUCUUAACUGUUUGAAAUCACAAAGGACGAAAAGUCGUCUCAUUGAGUAUUGAUACUAUCUGAUCACUGAUUAAUUCACAGUGUAAAUCGGUGAAUUAGGUUUCAGUGGUGUACUUGCCCAGAUGUGAAUUUAACAGUGUUAUUGAACAUUGGAUGAAUGUAAGUGGAUUUACUGUUGACUGACAAUGUUCUCUUGGUUGUGUUUAUUGAAGAAUAAUUACAUUUAUUUGCCAUUAAAGAAAUGUUUCCUGUCAGGUGAAUAAUAAAAAAGAAGAAAAUGAAACAAAUCACACGUUAUAAAAUUGGAAGUUUUAUUUGAUCAAAACAUCACCUACAAGUGUUUGCAAAAAUAACAAUAAGGGAAUGUCCAGGAAUCCCUUUUACAUACUCUAGAAUGUACAUAAAUACAUAUAACAUGUAAAAGUCAUGUGAAGUUAAAAGACCAUAAAGGCCAUUUUUUUUAGGUAUUGAAUGCUGUGGAAGUAAUAGGUUGGCUGUGACACCUAGGCUAUCUGUUGCAAAAUGUUUCACCAGUACUUUUAGAUUCUUUAAUUUGUUGCUAGCUGCCACAGUGGUGAUCUAUAAAAUUUAAUAAAAAAAAAAUAAAUAAAAAAAACUACAUUUCCUCAGUGAAAUGUAUCAUGUUGGAAUAUGAAUAAUGUAUAAUCCCCUCAUUUUAUAAGUGUUAUGAAAGUAACUUGAAAAUAACAAUGAAAAUAUAAAAAAUAAUGAAAAUAACAUGUUUUCCUUAAAGGUCUCCUAGGAAAAUGAAUAUCAGUGUGUCAGGAUUCCUGCAUGUUUAAAAUAUCUCUGAAUUUUACAUUACAAAAUAUAUAUAUUGCUUUACAAUAUACUUGAAAGAAUGACUGAAGUAAACUAUAUUUCAUGGUAAAUAUUGCUCAGUUUCCUUUUCUUGUUGUAUAUUGCUUAUCCACGUCCCUCAUUUUGAAUAAUUUUAAAACACCCCUCAAAGAAGCCCUUGUGUUUCUGAGGAGCAUAUAAAUCUGGUAAAUUUGGCACCCAGUCUGAACUGAACUGCAUUAAAUCUUAUAACAUACAAACGUGAACAGUUAGAUUACAAGUGUAAACUAAAUUUUAAAAUGAAUAAAUGCUCUCUGUCAUUUCUGAGUUGUCACUGUAAUGUUGCAGUCUAGUCCUCGGCAGUCCAAAGCGAUCCACUGUUACUACAUGUAGUUAUUACACAUGAAAGAAAGAGCAAAAGUUUCAUAAGCUCAAAGUUCCUCUCUAAACUUGUGCAUACACAAAUGCACACACUAGUCACAGUGUUUAGAUUUCUGCACUCUGAAAGAUGGCCAGAAUUUAAUGUGUGUUUUAUGGGGGAAGGGAGCUGUAAAAGCUAGUCUUAGCAUUCAUGGAGAAAUGCUGCUGAAGUAAAUUCACUAAUUGUUCCAUUUGGAGAGUUUAGGGUGACAUAAAACAACCUGAAUCUGUGUACCUUUGCUCCAUAUAUAAAUGCACAAUUAAAGGUCAUUUAUAAACAGAAUUUUUAGGAAGCUUUUCAAACACACGGUUUGGCCAUAAGUAAGUUUCUUUGGCGAAGUGGUUCCUAUUUAUCUCGCUACCUAACUUUUUAUUCAGUCAAGCUUAUACAUUUAUAAGUUAUAGGAAAGGGUUGAAACAAUUGAUCAAGGUGGUUGCAAAAACCCAUAUUGGUCGACCACCAAUCAAAUAUUUGGAUUGAUGUUUAUGGUGGUGACAGCUUUAGUUCCACCAUCUUUAAUAAAAAUGAAAACCAAACCAAACAAACAAACAAAAACAUUAAAACCCAAUAUGCAGAGAGACUGAGUUAUCAUUCUUGCAAUUUAUUCCUUAUUCAUUAUUCAAUCUUCUUUGGUUGCCUGACACAUCUAUGGGAACUUGAUCUGAACUUGAUCAGUGCAGUUCAUCUUUUUAAAGUACCAUAAACCCUAUAUUUAAAUGCAGACGUUUAAUCUCUCUUGAAUGUUCUAACACUUUUCACCACAAAUGUAUCAGCAGCACCACAAAAAGUUCUAUUUAGAAUUCUGCUGGAUUGUCAGAUAAAACACUAAAUAAAAAUACUGACUGGUUUUGGCAAAUACUAUCAGCUUAUUUUCUUAUAAACUGUAGGUGUUCAUUGUGUGUUGGCACACACUUUACCAACUUUAAGGGAUAGUUAAUCCAAAAAUGAAAGUUGUCUCAUAAUUUACUCACCCUUAUGCCAUCCCAGAUAUGUAUGACUCUUCUGCAGAACAUGAAUUCUGAUUUUUAGAAGAAUAUUUCAGCUCUGUAGGUCCAUACAAUGCAAGUGAAUGAGUGCCAAAAUGUUGACACUCCAAAAAGCACAUAAAGACAGCAUAAAGUAAUCCAUAUGACUCCAGUGUUUUAAUCCAUAUCUUCAGAAGUAUAUGAUAGGUGUGAGUGAGAAACAGAUCAAUAUACAAGUUCUUUUUUGCUAGAAAUUCUUCUCCCUGCCCAGUAGGGGGCGAUAUGCAUGAAGAAUGUGAAUCACCAAAAACACAAGAAGAAGAAUGUGAACAUGAUCUGUUUCUCACCCAUACUGUACCAAUCAUAUUGCUUCUGAAGACAUUGAUUUAACCACUAGAGUCUUCAAAAUCCCAUUCACUUGUAUGCACUAAAAAAGCUGAGAAAUUCUUCUAAAAAUCUUAAUUUGUGCUCUGCAGAUGAAAGAGAGUCAUAUGCAUUUGGGAUGGCAUGAGUGUGUGUAAAUGAUGAGAGAAUUACAAUUUUUGGGUGAACUAUUCCUUUAACAUGUUUACAUUUAGUAUAAUUAUAAGUCCAAGCACCAAUAUGACCCUUUAACUUAAUAUGACAACCUAACUACAUGAGCUUCUUGCUCCAUCAUUAACAUUUGGCUCAACUUUUUGCACCCAUCUUGGCUGGCCACCUCAAUGUGUGCAUUAUAGUCAUGAGAAGCACCAUUCCUGAUUUCAACUGAUGUAAAUUAUGGCUCUGUCAAAAACUCUUGACUAUGGCGACCUGUUGAAACCUCUCAAGUAGCUUUAAACCAUCUCACAUCCGAUGGCCUUGGACAGGAUCCAUAAUUAUAUCCAGGAAUGCAGCACCAGGUAGAGACAGGGUCAUUUCAAAUGAGCCCUUAUAGCAUGUCCUGCAGCACCAUUAAA